AUGCCAUCUCGAGAAGAAGAGAACGAGGCUUUGGCGCGUGCAGAAUACUGGGAUGCAAGAUACGCCAAAUCCGAUGGCAAGAAUGCCACGCAUGAAUGGUUUCGAUCCUACAGUGAUCUCCAGCCCUUUCUAGAGAAGCACCUCUUUGAGCCCUUUCCGCCGUCGCAAGAUCCGAAGAUCUUGCAUCUUGGAGCAGGAGAUAGCACCGUGCCGCGAGAACUGCUGGAUCAAGGAUACAAGAACCAAAUCUGCGUGGACUUCUCUCCGGUCGUAGUCAAGCUCAUGACUGCACAACCUCUUGAGGGAACGACCUGGUUGUGCGAAGAUGUUCGAGACAUGCCUGUCAUCGCGAGCCAAUCCAUCGAGGUAGCGUUCGACAAAGGUACGCUGGACGCAAUGAUUCACGGAAGCCCAUGGGAUCCGCCCGACGACGUCAAAGAGAACAGCGGUCGAUACAUGAAAGAGGUUGCUCGCGCUCUCAAACCCAAUGGCGUCUUCCUCUACAUAACCUAUCGACAGCCUCAUUUUGUGAAGCCAUUGCUGAAUCAGGACACCCUGUGGGACAUGCAUACGGAAGUGCUCAAGCCGAGCGAGAACUCUUUCGAGUACUAUGCUUUCGUGCUCAGAAAGGCACAGUCUGCGUAGACCCGUGCCUCGAGUAGGUGAAAAUAGGACACCCGCCUCUCGAAACGACUCCCUUCGCGAUCAUAUCGGACUCGAACAUGCAUGUGCUACAUUGACAAGAAUUCCCAUCAACGUCUCUUCGAAUGAUGCGAUACCUCGACUUGGCCGAGUAUUCCGGACGCAACGACCAGGACGAGCCGUGUGGCGCAGUCACUGCCUGCCUGUACUUGUCUUCUUGACUGAGUACGUCCGACUAUCAUUACCGUGGAGCCAUUCC
Messenger RNA from Cercospora beticola, 901 nucleotides. RefSeq names its product class I SAM-dependent methyltransferase. Lineage: Eukaryota; Fungi; Ascomycota; Dothideomycetes; Mycosphaerellales; Mycosphaerellaceae. The record is from RefSeq and is a predicted model, not a curated record. Gene Ontology annotation, molecular function: S-adenosylmethionine-dependent methyltransferase activity.